Messenger RNA from Plasmodium gonderi, 519 nucleotides. NCBI's taxonomy places the organism in Eukaryota, Apicomplexa, Aconoidasida, Haemosporida, Plasmodiidae. The record is from the annotation of a RefSeq genome assembly.
AUGUUAAAUUAUAAGAAGUAUAAUUUUUUUUAUAAUAGUAUUAUUAAUUUUGAAAGUAAUAAUAUUUAUUAUUAUUUAGUGUUAGAUAAGAAAAAUUUUGAUUAUAUAUAUGUUAUAUAUAAUAUGAAAAGUAAUGAAAUAAUAAAGUAUAUUUAUAUAUUAAAUGUUAUUUAUAUAUUUUAUAUGUAUAAAAAUAUAUUUUAUUUAUUAUUUAAAAUAUAUAAACAUAUUUUUUUACAUAAUAUAAAAAUAAAAUAUGAAAGAUAUAAAAUAAUAUUAAAUAUAAUAGGUAUAAAUUAUAAAUUGUAUUAUUUAAAUAAAUAUAAUUUAAUUAUAUUUAAAUUAAAAUAUAAUCAUAAAAUAAUUAUUAAAAUACCUAGAUUAGUUUAUUGUAAAGUUGAUAAAAAUUUAUUGUUUUUAUUUAGUGUAGAUUUAUUUAUAUUAUGUUAUGUUAGUAAAUUAAUAAAUUCUUUUCAAUAUAUAAAUAAAUAUAAAGAUUUAGGAAUAAAAAUGUUAUGA